AUGGCGGUGGGGGAUAGAAACCCCACAAUAUUUACAACAUUAAAAAAGUGCCUGACACAUGGAAGUGUGCAGUACAGUUUGUCAAACAGGAAACCUCGACCUGUCUCCCAGUUGGUUGCACAGCAGGUUACUCAGCAGUUUGUGCCCCCUACACAGUCAAAGAAAGAGAAAAAAGAUAAAGUAGAAAAAGAAAAAAGUGAAAAAGAAACAACUAGCAAAAAGAACAGUCAUAAGAAAACCAGGCCAAGAUUGAAAAAUGUGGAUCGGAGUAGUGCUCAGCAUUUGGAAGUUACCGUUGGAGAUCUGACAGUCAUUAUUACAGACUUUAAGGAGAAAACAAAGUCACCACCUGCAUCUAGUGCUGCUUCUGCAGAUCAACACAGUCAGAGCGGCUCUAGCUCUGAUAACACAGAGAGGGGAAUGUCCAGGUCAUCUUCACCAAGAGGAGAAGCCUCAUCACUGAAUGGAGAAUCUCAUUAAAGUUUAUUUCUCCAGUUUCUUAGUCACUUCUGUCCUACCAUGCAGAUACACAGAUGAUGCCAAGAAAUACCACAUUUUCAUGACAAACACACUCAUGCACUAUCCAUAAUUUGAGUUUUACAUAAAAUAGAAAUUUGUUAGUGUUUGUUAGAUUUUAUUGCAAUCUAUGCCUACCAAACAUUGCCAGACUUGACAUUUUGGUCUCUGCAACUAAGUGCCAUGAAAAUGUGGUUGAAUUAUUCAUUAUGCAGUGUUAUUGGUAAGUCUAUUUUCACUUUUAGUUUAGUGAAUUCUAACACAUAAUUCUUGAAUACUAUUGGCAUGUAACGAACUUAAAUUUUUUAUAACAUAGUGCAAGCUGCCUAAAUAUGUAUUAUUUGAGAAUUGUGAAACAAAUAGUUAUAUGUAUACAAGUCAAAGAUCAACUUAAUCAACUAUUGCUGCAACAGGAUUUUCUUAAUGGUUAUCCUCUUAAAUACACCUGCUGGUACUUGGUGUGGUUAAAUAGGAAAAUUGUUAUUAAAUAAAGAAUUUGUAUGAACCUUUGCCAAUGUUUUUGACACGUUUUACUAAAUUAUUGUUCUGAAUUAUGUUUCUGGUUUAGCCAUUUUCAGGUUUUGUUUGUUUGCUUAUUUUUCAGAACAUUCAUUUAUUGUAAUGUUUACUAGCAGAGUAGUAAACAAUAAAACAUUGAUUAUUUAGCUUUAUAAUUCAGGUUUAGUGCUGUUGUCAUUGAACACUGGUAUUUUCUGUAUUAUAUAAAACAAAGUUCAAGUAAUUAUAAGCAUUUGGCAAAAAAGCAAAAGAGAAACUUGCCAUGUUUGAAAAGCUGCAAUUUUAGAAAGCUUUAACUUAAUGAUAGUUAUAUCACUGUUUCCUUAUACCAAACUUACCCAGGGUCAUAGAAGUAUGAAUCUAAUUAGUACAGAAAUGGGAACUGUUACACAGAACUGGGAAUAACUAAUCUUAAAUCCGUUUAAUUGGCCUCUUAUUAAAUAUAACAAUUAUUAUGAAAAUCAUAUUACCCUAUUUUCAGACACAACUGCCAGCUUAUACAUUUAUCAAUAUCCUGAAAGAAAAAAGUAUUUACCGCCCCAUUCACUAUUAUGUAAAAUUACCAAUAAAAUAUUUUUAUGACUACAGAUUUUGCAUUUUUGUUUACAACUAAUAAAGUGUUUUAUGUUGUAUUUAAAUUUUAAAAUUUGAACCUAGAAACCACACAGUACUACUUAAAUUCUCCUAGGGUCUCUUGCUUUCUCUUAAUAUUUUCUUCUUACAUAUCCACCUAUAGGAGAUUUCUGAAAUGUAAAUGAACUUAAAAACAUAACUUGGAUACAAAAUAUUACAUGAAAGACAUCAUGAUAACAUUUGAAGAAAAAAUAAAACUGUAGACCCUAACAGUUGUGAUAUUUGGUGGUUUUGUGUGGUAAUGUAAUUUUCUGUUUAUUUGCAGUACUUCUUACAGGCACAAUGGUACUGUCUUUUUUGUAAGAUGCUAGUUGUGAAAUAGUUAAUUGCAUACAGUAAAAGUCUGUGAUUAAAACAUUUAUAUACCUCAUUCUUUAGUGUUGUUAAAUGAAAAAUUAAAAUUUGUUUAUUAUAA
This is a messenger RNA of Carlito syrichta (Philippine tarsier), 2083 nucleotides long. It is a transcript of the gene YAF2, whose product is annotated as YY1 associated factor 2. The record is from RefSeq and is a predicted model, not a curated record. Gene Ontology annotation, cellular component: nucleus. Gene Ontology annotation, molecular function: transcription coregulator activity; DNA binding. The transcript is spliced from 4 exons. NCBI's taxonomy places the organism in Eukaryota, Metazoa, Chordata, Mammalia, Primates, Tarsiidae. The coding region runs from base 1 to 480 and encodes 159 amino acids. Gene Ontology annotation, biological process: positive regulation of DNA-templated transcription.